AUGAUAGUCUGUCGUUUUCUUUUAUUUAUUGUAUUGAUAAAUACAUUAUUAGCUUAUGAAUCAUGGACAUUUCCACGAAGUACAAGUUUUCAUCAUACAUUAGAAUUAUUUCAUGCUCGUGCAACAACUUCACAUUCAUCAUUUUCAUUUACAUUAUCAUCGCUUCUAUCAUUUGUUGUUAAUGAAACACAUUGUCAUGAUGAUUUGUUAUUAUUAAUGAAUGGAUUUCUACAAAAAGAAAAAUGGGCAUUAAAAAUUAUCGAUUCAUGGGGUAUAAAACCACCAGCUGGUCUUCUCGAAGGAUCUCAUCUAUGGUUAGGUUCAUAUGAUGAAUGUCUUCAUCCACUUUAUUUACCAACGAAUCAAACUCAUGUUAUACAACCAUAUCAUACAAAAUAUUGUACAGUUUCUAGUCCAUCUAAUACUACUGAUGAUGAUAAUGUUUUCUUUGCAAAACCAGCAUUAAUUAUUGGAAUCUGUUUACCAAUAUCAUGUCAUUCACAUGAUUUUCAUAUAGAAUCUUUAGCAAUUCAAUGUAGAUCCGAUGAAAGAUAUUUUUCAAUAGGAACAACAUAUACAAUAAGUUUAAUUAUUUUACUUAGCUUAUUUGUAUGUUUUGCAACAUUUAUACCUUUCCUAAAUGAAUAUUCUCCAAUAACAACAUUGAAAAAAAUUUUUUCAUUAAAAAAAAGUCCUUCAACAUAUUCGUUUAUAAAUGGAAUACGUGCAAUUUCAUUAUUAUGGAUUAUUCUUGGUCAUUCAUAUAUUUUUUAUUUGACUAUAGCAGAUAAUGUUGUUCAUAUCUUUGAUAAUAUACAUAAUUCAUUAUUAUUACAAUUAAUAGUUGGUGCUGUAUAUGGUGUAGAUACAUUCUUUUUUAUUAGUGGAUUUCUAGCAGUAUCUGUAUUUGUUACUACAUUUCAAAAUCAAAAUGUAUUUCGUAUUCAACAUUUAUUUUGUUAUUAUUUUCAUCGUUAUUGUCGAUUAAUUCCAACAUUAGUAUUUGUAUUACUUAUUAGUAUGCAUUUAACUCCAUGGAUGGGAUCAGGUCCAAUUUUUCCAACAGUGAAUGGUUUCGAAGUACCAACUUGUCAUAAGCAUUGGUGGGCAACGAUAUUGUUUCUUAAUAAUUUUGUAUCACCAACACAAGCAUGUUUACCAGUAACUUGGUAUAUUGCAAAUGAUUUUCAAUUCCAUUUAUUAGCUCCAAUACUUCUUAUACCAUUUAUAUUAAAUCGUCGUCGAUUAACAUAUGCAUUAUUAUUGAUUAUUCUUUUGAUAAAUAUAAUUACUACAAUAUGUAUAAUUAGUAGAAAUCCACAUUUUGAAGGAGGUUUAAUUGAUUUUGAUAGUCCAUCAUUGGAUUUUUUCGAGAAAGUUUAUAUAACUCCAUGGUGUCGAAUUGGUCCUUUUAUUAUUGGUAUGAUAACAAGAUUAAUUAUUGAACAAUAUCAUUCUACAUUAUCUAAAAUUAAAAUUAUUCUCUAUACAAUCAUAUCAAUUAUUCUAGCAAUGAUUUGUAUCUAUUUUCCAUUUUAUUCAACUUAUUUUCCUAAAUUUUUUGGUAUUAUCUAUCAAUCAUUAUCUCGUCAAUGUUGGGCAAUAGCAGUUGGUUGGUUAAUCUUUGCUUGUUCUACUAAUCAUGGUGGAUUAAUAAAUAAAAUUCUUUCAUGGCCUCUUUGGACAAUUAUAGCUCGUUUAAGUUAUUCAGCUUAUUUAAUUCAUCCAAUAAUUAUUCUUACACAAGUUUAUAAUCAUUUAACAACUAUUCAUUAUCAAACAAGUAUAGUUUUGAAUAAUUUCAUAUCACAAAUUAUUCUAACUUUAUUUACAUCAAUAUUUGUUGUUAUACUUGUUGAAAUGCCAUGUAGUUUAUUCGAAAAACAAAUACGAAAACAUUAUAAUGAUAAAAAACAAAUGCCAAUAAAUCAGCAAACAUAUGGAACUAUAAGUUAG
Molecule: messenger RNA, 1956 nt
Organism: Adineta steineri
Lineage: Eukaryota; Metazoa; Rotifera; Eurotatoria; Adinetida; Adinetidae
Source: the annotation of a GenBank genome assembly